GACUCUCUGUGUGUGGAGGGACACCGAUACGCGGGCCCGUUAUUUAGUUGGCUACAGGAAAACUGGAACUUAACAUCCUGCAAUUGUAGUGUCCUAUUCAAACCAUUAACUUCCAGCGAGUUAGAGGGAGGAAGCUAACUUCGUCAAGUUUUCCGUUUUUUUUUGGUGAAGGCGUGUAACGGGACCGGAUCGUUUCGCCCGGAGAAAGUGGACUAGGAGAGGAGAGGAGGAUCGGACACGGUCAACCACCACAUAUCAGCGGCGGAGCUAGGCGCGAGACUGCUGUCCGUUUUGGGGAUGUUGUCCGUCGUUGCUCUCAUGCCGAGCUGGAUGUUGAUGAUGAUGAUGAGCUUCGCGUGGAUACCACCGGGUUUAGGCUCGCGCCUGAAGUCGCCUGCGCUGCCCAUCCAAUCCGAGCGUGAGCCGGUUCCAUCGAAAGGGCUGUCGGGGUGCUCCUUUGGUGGGCGUUUUUACUCUCUGGAGGACACAUGGCACCCUGACCUGGGAGAACCUUUUGGAGUCAUGCACUGUGUCAAGUGCUACUGCGAACCGCAGCGUAGUAAGAGGAAGGUGUUUGGGAAGGUGAGCUGUCGCAACAUCAAGCAGGACUGUCCAGCCGCCAAGUGUCCACACCCGGUACUGCAGCCUGGACACUGCUGCAAGAGCUGCCCUGACGGCUACAGUGAGCAGCCGCCUCUGGAGCCGAUGUUUGACGGCUACGAGUAUCUUCUGGACAAGGAGAAGGAGGGAGACCUGCACAAGACCUACAACGACCGCUCAUACCUCAACUCCGAACACAUACGCACCAGCCCCACACAGACACGCACAGAUUUUGUGGCGCUUCUUACAGGUGUUCGUGACUCCUGGCUGCCCAGUUCCAGUGGAGUGGCCCGUGCACGCUUCACACACACACACACUGGACUGGCAUUCUCCAUCACCUACAAGAGGUUUGCAAGGCCCAGUCGUGUGGUGUUUCUGGACUCUGAUGGAAACACAGCAUUUGAGUUCAGAGUUCCGAAAGAAGACACAGACAUGAUCUGUGGCAUUUGGAAGAACCUUCCCAAGUCUCACCUGCGGCAGCUGGAGGCGGAGCAAUUGCGCGUUUCCUUGGUGACGUCCAAUGGCAAGAGAGAGGAGAUCACAGGAAACGUCAUCAAGCACAGAGCCCUCUUCGCAGAGACUUUCAGUGCCAUCCUGAGUUCGGAGGAGGAGCAUGCGGGGGCAGGAGGCAUUGCCAUGAUCACGCUCAGCGAAUCAGAAAACAACCUGCACUUCAUACUGAUGCUGAGGGGCCUCAUCACACACACAGCCUCUCUGGUUCCUAUCCGUGUGACCCUUCAGUACCGUCAGCAUGUACUCCGGGAGAUCAGAUCUAACAUCAGUGCUCAGGACACUGACUUCGCGGAGGUCCUGAGUGAGCUGAACAGUCGCGAGCUCUUCUGGCUGUCGCGCGGCCAGCUGCUGGUCACCGUGGAAACGGAGGACAACAACCCUCGCAUGCUCUCUGGCCUCAUCGCCGGCAGGAAGUCAUGUGACCUUCUGCAGAGUGUGAUGGCUGGGGGUGAGGCCCUGUCUCCCACCAAGACAGGCGGCGUGGGCUCAGCGAUCUUCCAUCUCCAUGACAACGGAACCCUGGACUACCAGGUGCAGGUGGUGGGCGUGUCCAGCAAGGUGAUUGGCGUGUCUCUGGAGCUGAAACCACGGCGACGAGCCAAGCGCAGUGUGCUGCACGAGCUCAUGGACCAAUCACGUGGCGGCUGGUGGGCGGAGCAUGGAGGUGGGAGGGGCCAGGGCAGUGUGGGGCGUUUGGAGGCGCGGCAUAUCCACAUGCUGCUGCAGAACGAGCUGUUUAUCAACGUCGCCACGGAAACACACACCGACGGAGAGCUGAGGGGACAGAUCGUAUCGCUACUGUACAACGGGCUGGAGACGAGCAACACACACGAGCUCCCGGUCCCCCUGGCAGGCCAGCUGGUCACCCCCCCGGUCAGCACCAGUGCGGGGGGCCACGCCUGGGUCUCCCUGGACGACCGCUGCCACCUGCACUACGAGAUCAUCGUGAGCGGGCUCAGCAAGGGCGACGAGCUGGCCGUCAACGCCCACCUGCACGGAUUGGCCGAGAUCGGGGAGAUGGACGAGGCCAGCACCAACCAGAGGAGGCUGCUCACCGGCUUCUACGGGUCGCAGGCCCAGGGGGUGUUGAGGGAUCUGAGUGUGGAUCUCUUGAGGCAUCUUGACCAGGGCACAGCCUUCAUACAAGUCAGCACCAAACUCAACCCCAGUGGAGAGAUACGCGCUCAGGUGCACGUUCCCAACAGUUGUGAGUUUGGUUCCCGUGGCGACGUGGUGGAAGAGGCGGAGUUUGGUGACCUGGUGUUCGUGCGCGACCCAGAGGAGCUUCGUAAGGAUCCCCUGACCUGCUUCUUCGAGGGCGAGCACCACACGCACGGCUCUCACUGGACACCGCAGUACAACGCCUGCUUCAACUGUAGCUGCCAGAAGCGUACGGUCAUCUGUGAUCCCGUCAUCUGUCCUGCGCUGUCCUGUCCACACACCCUCCAGCCUGAAGACAAAUGCUGCCCCGUGUGUGACGAGAGUAAAGACCAGAGGGACUCCAAAACUGCUCAGAAACCAGAGGAGCACCCAGAGGGCUGCUAUUUCGAGGGGGACCAGAAGAUGCAUGCUCCAGGCACCUCGUGGCAUCCCUUUGUGCCCCCCUUCGGAUACAUCAAAUGUGCUGUCUGCACCUGCAAGGGCGCUACUGGAGAGGUCCACUGCGAGAAGGUGACCUGCCCUGUCCUCAGCUGCUCCCGGCCAAUCAGACGCAGCCCCACCGACUGCUGCAAGGUGUGUCCCGUGGAGGCCCCACCCCUUGAGGAAGUGGGGGAGGAGCUUAUGCAGGGGGACGGCCCCCCGCCCUGCAAGUUUGGGCGGAGCUACUACCAGCACAGCGAGAGGUGGCACCCCAGAGUCCCGCUGGUGGGGGAGGUCAAGUGCAUCACCUGCUGGUGUGACCAUGGCGUGACCAGGUGCCAGAGGAAACAGUGUCCAGUGAUCAGCUGUAGCAACGUGGUGCACCGAGACGGGAAAUGCUGCCCAGAGUGUGAAGAGUCGCUGUCCAAGGAGGAAGAGGAACUACUGGCCAAGACAUCACACAAGAGGAAGACAUGGGCACACUGACACACACACACACACACACACACACACACACACACACACACACACACACACACACACACACACACACACACACACACACACACACACACACACACACACACACACACACACACACACACACCAAUAUUGAGACAGAUGGAGCUAUGAAACCAAAUGCUCUCUCUCUCUCUCUCUCUCUCUCUCUCUCUCUCUCUCUCUCUCUCUCUCUCUCUCUCUCUCUCUCUCUCUCUCUCUCUCUCUCUCUCUCUCUCUCACACACACACACA
Messenger RNA from Engraulis encrasicolus (European anchovy), 3446 nucleotides. It is a transcript of the gene chrd, whose product is annotated as chordin. The coding region runs from base 298 to 3180 and encodes 960 amino acids. Gene Ontology annotation, biological process: dorsal/ventral pattern formation; negative regulation of BMP signaling pathway; multicellular organism development. Gene Ontology annotation, molecular function: BMP binding. The record is from RefSeq and is a predicted model, not a curated record. NCBI's taxonomy places the organism in Eukaryota, Metazoa, Chordata, Actinopteri, Clupeiformes, Engraulidae. The transcript has 22 exons.